AUGAGCGAUUACCGUUUCAAAGGUCCUACUCCCGCUGCUAGAAAGUUUCUCGUUGAUAAGUUCAAUCAAGAGUUUAAUAUUAACGUAACAUACCACUUCUUCAAAGAAAAACUUGAUCAAUUUAAAAGAAAAUACAAGAAGUACAAACAUCUUAUGAAAAAUUCUACGGGCAUUUCGGUUGAUCCUACUACAUCUGUGAUAUCUGCGUCUGAUUCAUGGUGGAAAGAUCGUGAAUCUCAAUACUCUUUGCACCAAAGAAGAGAAGAGUUGAUGAAUGAUGGUCAAAAUAAUGAUGAAGGUUAUUAUUACUCUGAAACAUAUGGUGGUGAUAUGCAACACACACAGAUUCCUGAAACGCAAGAAAAUGAAGAAAUUCCCAAUUCCAGAGUUCAACAACGAGGUGGACUAAGGCGUGGAAGUAGUUCACAAAGAGGUGCAGGGAACUCUCAGACCUCUGUCAAAAGUGGAUCCCAAGGAAGUCGAAGAAAACAAUCAUUCGAGACAACCCUGACAGAUACAAUGACUGGCUUUAGAGAGUUUCAGCGCCAAAGUUUACAACAACUACGUCCAAAUUCUUUUGACGAAGAUGAUUACAUUGAAUUCGAUACUGCUGUGAAGAUAUUUGAAUCAAUGGAGCUUCCAAAUGAAACCAAUUUCUAUUGGGCGUGCAUUCAUGCAUUCAAAGAAGAAAGAUUUUGGCGCAAGUACUUUAUUGACAGAGCUGAAAGAACCACAGAAGAUAAGUUGAAGUUUUUACAAGCUCUUACUGGAUAUACACGGGACAACGAAUUCGUGGGAAAGCGGUUAGAAUCUGGACAAAAGUUUGGUAGUCCAACUUGUGCGCAAUGGAGUUCGGGUUUUCAACAAUGGGGAACACCUCCAAAUCCACCACAAUUGGGUACACCUCCAAGUGCUCCGCAAUGGGGACCAUCGCCAAAUGCCACGCAAUGGAGUUCACCUUCAAAUGCUCCACAGUGGGGCACACCGCCAAAUUCCCCACAAUGGGGUAGACCACCAAAUGCACCGCAAUGGAGUUCAUCUCCAAAUGCUCCGCAGUGGGGUACACAACAUGUUCCACAAUGGGGUGCGCCUCAAAAUUCUCAACAAUGGGGUUCACCACCAAGUACUCAACAAUGGGGUCCUACAUCUGCGGUUCCACAAUGGGGCUCAUCACCGACCACUCAUCAAUGGGGAUCAUCACAAGAUGCUCCAAAAAUAUUCCUCCGAGAAAUGUUCAACGUGGAUUUUCCCUAG
Messenger RNA from Brassica oleracea var. oleracea, 1254 nucleotides. RefSeq lists its product as uncharacterized. The record is from RefSeq and is a predicted model, not a curated record. Bases 1 to 1254 code for a protein of 417 amino acids. NCBI's taxonomy places the organism in Eukaryota, Viridiplantae, Streptophyta, Magnoliopsida, Brassicales, Brassicaceae. The transcript has 3 exons.